Molecule: messenger RNA, 527 nt
Organism: Ilex paraguariensis (yerba mate)
Lineage: Eukaryota; Viridiplantae; Streptophyta; Magnoliopsida; Aquifoliales; Aquifoliaceae
Source: the annotation of a GenBank genome assembly
AUGAAUAUUUGUGUUUUGAAUGAAGAGCUGAUUAAUUCAGUACUUAAUGGCUCAUCAGGACUGAACUUUGCCGCUUCAGCGGUGCCAAAUAUACCCUGGCAGAGGCAUCAGAUUUGUUCGCUCAGACUCGCAGUCUUCCUCUUCACCAAUUCAAAAUGCAAGAGGUACUUCCACAACUACCUGAAGUCAUCGAAGCUUACCUGCACUGCUAUGUACAGGAAAUGACAUAAGAAGGACACUGCGGCCGAAAUUGUAAAGAAGAGUCGCCGGAUUUCAGUGUGCAUAUAACAAGAUAUUCAUGUAAAAAAAGUUUGUAGCCAUUUAUGUUUGCCUGUUUGGCAAUAUGUAUUGGAAAUCUAUCUAAAUAGCUUCUGAACGAUAUGUGUAGGUGAUAUAAUUGUAAUUUUAAUAGGUUUGGUUUGAAAUUAGUUGUUUAAAUAACUCAAUUUGUUAUUUUUAUUAUUGUCUCUUACAACAGGUGCAAGUCACAAUGGAGACUGUACUUACGAUGAUAAAGUAAACCACAU